AUGGCAUCCUUCAAAUCCGUUCGUGAUUUGCUGCUUAUUGGUUUUGACGAAGGUUUAUUGGAUGAAGAAGAGUUUUUGCUGUUGCAGGAUAUUCCAUUGAUGUCAUGUGAUGGUAUUGGCAAGUACAACUUCGUGACUUUCUUUUUUGGUGUAGGACAACCUUUUAUAGCACAAUUUUUCCCAUGGCAUCUCACCACCUUUGCCAGCCAGCAACAUCCACAUAUGUGCGAGCCCUUAAUUUUUUGUAAUUGUGUUGCAGUAAUACCGGACCGAGUAAAAUUAUUUUCUGUUAUCUUCCGAUUUUUUUCACCAGACAGAAUCUUGCUGUUACACAGAAAGCAUUCACUUGUGUUGUCAGAGACCUAAAUUACAUGAAGAAAUUUGGAGAAGAUGAGGAUUAUAUAUUAAUAUACAUUUGGAAAAGAUGGGGAUUAUACAUGGAAAUUAUAUGGGAAUUACACAGCAAUUUUUAGAAUACAUUUUAAAUUAUUAAAAACAAAAUAUGAUGUAAAUAAAUGUUUAUAAAUUUUCAAAUACAUGCAAUAUCGAUUAUUCUCUCUUCGUUUGGUGUAUCAAGUACGUUAUAUAUUUGCGGAGUGUGUUAUAGGCCUCCUAGCCAAACCUCUGAUCAAUUUAUUUCUAAAUUAUUUACAGGCCAGUCUCGACUCUAUUAAUAUGUCAAAUAAUUUUUCCAUUAUCGUAAUUUUACGUGACUUUAAUUGCCCAUUUUGAUUUCGCCGGUGCCUCAUCACAUAAUACUAAUGUCGGUGUCAAGCUAUAUAAUUUUUUGGAAGGUACUAACUUAUUUAAAUUAACUGAAGAACCUACUUGUGUUACAUUGACCGGGGAAACUAUUCUUGAUUAAAUCAUUACUGAUUCUCCUGGCUAUUUUAUUUCUACUGGAAUUUGAGUCCUCCUUCCAAUUGUUAUCACAAUAUUGUUUAUGCUAACUUGAAUAUCUCUUCAAGAAAACAACGAUCAUUUAAAAGAACUGUUCGUAAUUAUAAAAAUGCGAAUGUUAAUGCCCUCAAUGCAGCACUAUUAAAUGCUAAUUGGGGAGAUGUUUUUUCUAAUCCGUCAGAUUCUAUUGAUGUUGUUUACAAUAAAUGGUUUAAUUUAUUUAAGUCAAUUCUUGAUGCCUAUAUUCCCUCUAGGGAAAUUACUGUUUGGCCCAAAGACAAGCCCUGGAUGAAUGGCUCAAUUCGCCAAGCUGUUCGAAGACGUGAUAAUUUUCUUAAACGUUUUACAAACAUUAAAAGUGCAUUGUCUUGGGAACAUUACCGCACUCAACAAAAUCUCGUUGUUAAGUUAAUUAGGAAAGCCAAAAUGGAACACCAAUGUAAAAUAAAUACUUUACUAGCGGAUCCAUCGACAUCAACCAAAAAGUGGUGGGGCAUUUCAAAAUCUUUGUAUGGUAACAAGUGCUGUUCUUCGUCACCUGAUUUAAUUGACAACAACAUUGUCAUUUCAGAUUCGCAACACAAGGCUCAGGUUUUUAAUGAUUAUUUCGUUGGCCAAACAAUUAUGCCUAAUGCUGAUACUGUGGAUAUUCCCUCAUUACCUAGUUCACCUCAUAAUUUAUCAAUUAUUGUUGUUAAUGAAUAUCAAGUGUUAAAUAUUUUAUAUAACUUAGGCAUUUCUAAAGCAUGCAGUUUUGACAAUAUUAGCAACAAAGCACUCAAGUCUUGUGCUGGUGGUAUAUUUAAAUCUUCUACUUUGCUUUUAAAUUUAUCACUUUUGUUAGGACAAUAUUCCAGUUGUUGGAAAAUUGCAAAUGUUAUACCCAUUUUUAAAAAAGAGAAUCGGCAAAUGAAAACGAAUUAUCGUCCAAUUUCCUUGUUAGUUAGUUUAUCCAAAGUAUGCUAAAAAGUUUUGUUUUUUCUAUCGUUUUCAGUCAGGUUUUCGACCAGGUGAUUCCACAGUCAGUUAUGCAAUUAAUUUUUGUUGUUAAUAAAAUUUAUCAAGCAUUAGAAAAAGGUAAUGAAGUACGUGCAGUAUUUCUUGAUAUUUCCAAGGCAUUUGAUAAGGUUUGGCACAAAGGUUUAUUAACCAAACUUAAAAGUAUUGGCAUAAAUGGCCCCUUACUUCAAUGGUUUGAAAAUUAUUUGACUGAAAGAUAUCAAAGAGUAACCAUUGAGGGAAUGAGCUCUGACUGGGCACGUAUUGAAGCCGGAGUACCCCAAGGAUCUGUUGUUGGACCAUUGUUAUUUCUGAUUUAUAUCAACAACAUAGCUGAUAAUGUUUCUUCCACUUGUUUUCUUUUCGCUGAUGAUUCCUUACUAUUAGAUGAAGUCAUAUUGCAGAUUGACACAGCUAACAAGCUAAAUAAUGAUCUUGAUUCUAUAUCAAUGUGGGCUGAUCGAUGGCUGGUGACCAUGUCAGAAUGCUAA
Messenger RNA from Paramuricea clavata, 2390 nucleotides. The record is from the annotation of a GenBank genome assembly. NCBI's taxonomy places the organism in Eukaryota, Metazoa, Cnidaria, Anthozoa, Malacalcyonacea, Plexauridae.